Messenger RNA from Parathielavia appendiculata, 978 nucleotides. RefSeq lists its product as uncharacterized. The record is from RefSeq and is a predicted model, not a curated record. Lineage: Eukaryota; Fungi; Ascomycota; Sordariomycetes; Sordariales; Chaetomiaceae. The coding region runs from base 263 to 787 and encodes 174 amino acids. The transcript is spliced from 2 exons.
CGAAUGGCCCAAGAUCGUCUCCCAAUUCACCAGCAAGGGCCUCACCGAUCCCAAAGACCGCCUCCCCGCCCUCUCGGGCCUCGCCACGCUUAUGCAGACCAAGCUCCCACCCUCGACGCGCUACCUCGCCGGCCUCUGGUCCUCCGACAUGGCCUACUCCCUCCUGUAAAUCUCCCACCACGGCGCAGCCGCCCCGGCGGACUCCCAGCAGCAGCAGCAGCAGCAGCAGCAGCAGCAGCAGCCCAUCACCAUCACCCGCCGCAUGCCCAUCGUCCCGUACGCCCCAAGCUGGUUAUGGGCGUCCAUCGUCGGUCCCGUGCGCUACAUCGACCGGCAUCUGGACCAGUUCCGGUACCGGCGAUCAGGCGACGACGAGGUCAAGCCCGUGCUCCAGGUCCUGCGAGCCGCUACCGUGCCGCAGACGGCCGACGUGUAUGGUCCCGUCACGGCCGGAUUCGUCACGAUACGCGGGCAGGUGUUGGAUGUCAUGUACAACCUCCUCGGUGGAACCUGGCGUCCGGUGCUGCCAGGGAGACCGCCCGGGAAUGAUGAGGCAAUCGCGGGCUUGUUUAGGCGAUUCGUCAUGCUGAGAGCGGCAACGUAUAUCUGGGAUGGGACGAUGUCGACUCAGAGGACUGAGGUGGUGGCGCUGUUGUUGGCCAGGGUCGAUGUGGAUAGGGGAGACGGAUUUCAGGAGGUGUGUAGGAGACAGGGCGUGGUGUUGCACGCCUUUGAUAGUGACAAGGUAUGGAAUGGCGUGGAGGUGAAGACGAUCAUCAUUACUUGAUGUAUGCCUGUUCAGUUGCAGACAUUCUUGUUUCCAGCAUUUAAUGUCAUGCCCGAGUUUCUCCCUCUGAAAGAUCACCCCACAGACUUUGAGCUUGCUCCAGACAAGAUGAAUGAAUACUGUCUGUUCCUUGAGACGAUGCAAAUUACAAUAACAGUGCUUCACCCCUCAAGUCACCAGAAACUCCCGUC